GCCCAGAACCAGCCGCCACCAUGUCGAGCAAACGUGCCAAGGGAAAGACCACCAAGAAGCGCCCUCAGAGGGCCACCUCCAACGUCUUCGCCAUGUUCGACCAGUCUCAGAUCCAGGAGUUCAAAGAGGCGUUCAACAUGAUCGACCAGAACAGAGACGGUUUCAUCGACAAGGAGGAUCUGCACGACAUGCUGGCCUCUCUGGGUAAGAACCCUUCUGAUGAAUACCUGGAGGGGAUGAUGAGCGAAGCACCGGGGCCCAUCAACUUCACCAUGUUCCUCACCAUGUUUGGAGAAAGGCUCAACGGAACAGACCCUGAAGACGUCAUCCGCAACGCCUUCGCCUGUUUCGAUGAGGAGGGAUCUGGUGUGAUCCACGAGGACCAUUUGAGAGAGCUGCUGACCACCAUGGGCGACCGCUUCACAGACGAAGAUGUGGACGAGCUGUUCCGUGAGGCCCCCAUUGACAAGAAGGGCAACUUCAACUACGCAGAGUUCACCCGUAUCCUCAAACACGGCGCCAAAGACAAGGAUGACGAGUAGAGGGAGGACGGAGUGCCUCAGGGCCCCCGCACACACACACUGCAAAUCAACUGCUAGCUCCUACCUUUAUGGACAUAAUAGGUUUAGAAGAAAUGUAUCAAAGUCUUUCAUAAAAGAGUUUCACUUAUUUAGAUUCAAACAUGUUUUUGAAAGGUAGGAGCUUGUGAUUUGUUUGGGAUCUAGAGUGUAUUUUCACAAUGUAUUUUUAACUAGUAUCAUCAUUGAAAGUUACCAUGAAGAGUGGUGCAUUUGAAUUUUGUAACUACAAGUCUACUGCGGCUUCAGACACUUAGACAGCUGAUUGGACGUUUUACAUUUGGAAUCUAACAUGUGCGUUUGUCUAUUUGUGUGUGCGGGGGUGUUUGUACAGUACCAGCAAUGUUUACCUCUUCCGGCCAAAUAGCUACCGCACCAGCACUGCAACAAGUCUCCAUAUCUGUAAUAUUUGUAUCCUUGUAAGCUAGAAAUGGAUAGAAAGAUUUCAUUUUGAUUGUGUUUAUAAAAGUGGUGAUCUUGAUGAAAUGUUUAGUAUAGCUUUAAGUCUAAACUCUUCCUACCAUCGGCUGGUUUUGUGUAUUUUUUAAAGGAUCAGGUAUGUUUUUGUUUUGAAGGAAUUCAGUCUUGAAAUGUUGUUCGGCUAAUAAAGUAAGUGUAUUCAUGCCAUCGUC
Molecule: messenger RNA, 1210 nt
Organism: Gymnodraco acuticeps
Lineage: Eukaryota; Metazoa; Chordata; Actinopteri; Perciformes; Bathydraconidae
Gene: myl9b
Product: myosin, light chain 9b, regulatory
Biological process (GO): platelet aggregation; myofibril assembly
Cellular component (GO): myofibril; stress fiber; cytoplasm
Molecular function (GO): calcium ion binding
Source: RefSeq, a predicted model, not a curated record